Populus nigra (black poplar) is the source of this 1710-nucleotide messenger RNA. RefSeq names its product serine/threonine-protein phosphatase PP1 isozyme 2-like. The transcript has 5 exons. Gene Ontology annotation, molecular function: protein serine/threonine phosphatase activity. Bases 364 to 1356 code for a protein of 330 amino acids. NCBI's taxonomy places the organism in Eukaryota, Viridiplantae, Streptophyta, Magnoliopsida, Malpighiales, Salicaceae. The record is from RefSeq and is a predicted model, not a curated record. Gene Ontology annotation, cellular component: nucleus; cytoplasm.
AUCAGAGAGGAAGGAAAAACACUGUGUCUCAAUCCCAAUAACAAGAUUUCCCCCUCUAUGAAAUUUACCGAACACUCGCUCCCCUCUCUCAUCAGUCUAGGUCAGCCCAUUUCUCCCUCUCCCUCCACAAAUCCCCAUCUAAAAGACUCAAAUUCUCCCCACUCCAUAUGAACGACACCCUUCUAUUGAUAAAACGUCACCGUCCACCAUUCCUGGCCAUCCCCCAAAGACAAUCAUGCAAUUAUGCCUAUACCCUCUAUCCCCUCCUUCCUUCUCUCCAUCUCGCAAGAAUCACAACGAUUGACUUUUUGGCGUCAAAGUUUUGAUUCCUAGUGGAAAAGAGUACAUUUUUUUCAAGAAAAGAUGGAGCAAGCAGUUCUUGAUGAUAUAAUCGAGAGGUUGUUAGAGGUUAGAGGGAAACCUGGAAAGCAAGUUCAGUUAUCAGAGUCCGAGAUCCGGCAACUUUGUGUGGUGUCUAGAGAGAUUUUCUUGCGCCAGCCUAAUUUGUUGGAGCUUGAAGCACCCAUCAAGAUUUGUGGUGAUAUCCAUGGUCAAUAUUCUGAUCUUCUAAGGCUAUUCGAAUAUGGUGGUUUCCCUCCAGAUGCAAGCUACUUAUUUUUGGGGGACUAUGUGGAUCGAGGCAAGCAAAGCCUGGAGACAAUAUGUCUUCUCCUUGCUUAUAAGAUAAAAUAUCCAGAAAACUUUUUCCUCUUGAGGGGAAACCAUGAAUGUGCUUCAAUAAACCGCAUAUAUGGUUUUUAUGAUGAGUGUAAGAGAAGGUUUAAUGUUAGGAUAUGGAAGGCAUUUAUUGAAUGUUUUAAUUGCCUACCUGUGGCUGCGCUAAUUGAUGCGAAGAUUCUCUGCAUGCAUGGUGGAUUGUCUCCGGAGCUAAAUAAUUUGGAACAGAUUCGAAACUUACAGCGCCCAACUGAUGUACCAGACUCAGGUUUACUCUGUGAUCUUCUCUGGUCAGAUCCUAGUAAAGAUGUUCAGGGUUGGGGGAUGAAUGACAGGGGAGUUUCAUACACAUUUGGUCCUGACAAGGUGGCAGAGUUUCUUCAGAAGCAGGAUUUGGAUCUCAUUUGUCGUGCCCACCAGGUUGUGGAGGAUGGAUAUGAGUUCUUUGCCAACCGACAACUCGUAACUAUAUUUUCAGCGCCUAAUUACUGUGGGGAGUUUGAUAAUGCUGGUGCUAUGAUGAGUGUGGAUGAGACUUUAAUGUGCUCUUUCCAAAUAUUAAAGCCUGCUGAUAAGAAAUCAAAGUUUAAGCCUGGAAACACUUCAACCGGAGUAGGUGUUUUUGGGAGCACCAUUACAGCUAAGCCUGGAAACCCUCCGCCAGGAGUCAAGAUGUAAUGGUGGAGCGACUGUAGAGUUGGAUGAAUCAUGUCCUUCCUUGGCACAAACGUAUGACUGUUGGAUUUCCACGUAGAGAUCAAGCUUGGUUGGAUCAAGAACGCUCCGAGAUUCAAGGUCCAUUUAAUUUCCUUACUGUAUGCUGAAAUUGUAUAAAUUGGAGGGGGUGAGGGUGGGGGGUUAGAAUCUGAUGCAAAGAUUUUGCUUUCCUUAUAUAAAGUUGGGUUUGAAGAUAGAAGGCUGAGGUCUCCUCAUCUUGAUUGUACACUAAUAGCUGCUAGAAUUAUUGCUAUGAAUUGUUUCCAUGCUGCUCUUAUUGUUCCUCACAUCUGGAAGCAUUUUUUUAUUUUAAAA